AAAGGAGAAACCCUAGACUGAGUCUGGUUACUUGAAGGGGAUCAUGUGAAUACGUCGACUGGUAAAGAAAGAAAGAUUGCUGCUUUUUAGAUUUAGAUUCGAGAAUGUAUGGAAGAUCUGGUCUUGACAGGUUUAAGAAGUCCCAAACUUCGGAACCCUUCUCUGUAUCAGCAAAUCCUCCUCCGGUGGUACAACAACAUCUGUCUCCGGAGGCAUUGUCGGGGCAAAAAACUCAGAUUGGAGCUGGUCAAUCAAACUGGCAUCCCCCUGAUUGGGCGAUUGAGCCUCGUGCCGGUGUCUACUCUCUGGAAGUUGUGAAAGACGGCCAGAUCCUUGAUCGGAUUCAUCUAGAUAGACGAAGGCAUAUCUUCGGGAGACAACAUCAGACUUGUGAUUUUGUCCUUGAUCAUCAGUCUGUUUCCCGCCAGCAUGCCGCAGUUGUUCCUCACAAGAAUGGCAGCAUCUUUGUGAUUGACUUGGGAUCAGCUCAUGGUACGUUUGUUGCAAAUGAGAGGUUGACUAAAGAUACUCCUGUAGAGCUUGAAGUGGGUCAAUCCUUACGAUUUGCUGCCUCCACAAGAAUCUACCUUCUGAGAAAGAACAGUGAGGCUCUCUUUUCUCGCCCUCCACCUCCAGCUGAGAUUAAGCUUCCUCCACCUCCUGAUGCUUCUGAUGAGGAAGCUGUUGUUGCUUACAAUACCUUGCUGAAUCGAUAUGGUUUAAGCAAUGGAGAAUCUGGUGGUAUGUUAGGGAAAAGGAAAGAGAAGACCGGAUCAGAAGCGGGAGUGGCUAAGAGGAUGAAGAAAGUGAGAGUGAGCUUCAGGGAUCAACUAGGAGGAGAGCUGGCUGAGAUUGUUGGCAUGUCUGAUGGAGCAGACGUGGAAACAGAGCCUGGUCCUAUAAAUGUCAAAGAAGGAAGCCUCGUUGGGAAAUAUGAAUCACUGGUGCGAGUGACACUCAUACCCAAAGGCAAAGUGAAGGAAGAGAAAGCCUUUACAGGAGGAACAAGAGGAGGUGUAACAGAUCGACUCCAGGAAGCUAUGAAUAUGUUGAAACGGGGUCCAAAAACAGGGAUUUACGAUGACCUUUACGGUGGUGACUCACUUGCCAAGGCUGUUGGUACGUCAUGGGCUUCUGUGAGUCAACCAGCAGCUGAAACUGAAUGUGGAGGGGUUGGUGAAGAAGAUGAUAACGACGAUCUGUUUGGUGACUAACUGAUUUUGAACACUGAGAUUCCUUUAAGUAACUCUUCUUCUUCUCUAAUGCCUACAUUCCAUUCCAAAGGCAUUGGUAUGUUGUUUCCUCUUUGUCUAUCCAAUGGCUGCAGCAAGAAAAGAGAGCAGCUCUAAGCCCAGGCCCAUUGUCUUGUGUUAUAAGUAAGAACCCUGAAAUUUGAUAUGAGCUUGAGCCUGGUCAGUGGUCAUUCUAGUUGUGGGUCUUAACAGGAGAUGCAUUACAUAGAUAGUCAUUACAAAUAGUGUGGAGAGUAGAGAGUAGGGCCAAUGCAAAUGGAGUGCAUUUGAUUAGACCACUACUGACUUACAGAUUCUCUCCUCAAGGCAGACCAAUUCCAUCAGAAGAGGACAUUUGUACUCAAAUACCUCUCCUCUCAUUCUUUUUCACUUUUGCCUUUUUGCAUUAUUAAAACAGCACACUAAUGAUGUGGGUUGACUUCCCUCUCCCCCACAAAAACAGAGAUUCCAUGGGGGGAAAUGGACAACAAGUAAAACACUUGUAAAAAUGGUAAUCUGCCUCUGAUGCUUUAAGAUAUGAUUUGGGGAUCAAUGCAUCUUUGCUUUGGGAUUUGCUUUGUGACAGUUAGUAUAAAGAAGAGAGAAGCUGAAUGUGCUGCAACCAAAUUAAAACUCUCUUUUGAGUUAAGCCUAUAUCCAACUCCUACUCUUCCUAGUGUGGUCCAUUGUAUUUAUCAUAAGAGUAAACUCGCUUGUAAUAAAUUAUAGUAGGGAAAGGUGGAAGACCCACUUUUGUUUCUCACUUUCUUUCUGUUUGGUGAGAAGUUGUUUUCCUUAUGCAAAAGAUGGAAUGCAUGAAGGACACUUGUGUCUGGCUUUUUAUUUAUUUUGGUUGUGGAUACUUUCAUGAUAUACUUUACGACCUCAACCCUUUAAU
Messenger RNA from Arabidopsis thaliana (thale cress), 2130 nucleotides. RefSeq names its product SMAD/FHA domain-containing protein. NCBI's taxonomy places the organism in Eukaryota, Viridiplantae, Streptophyta, Magnoliopsida, Brassicales, Brassicaceae. The coding region runs from base 105 to 1214 and encodes 369 amino acids. The record is from RefSeq and is marked reviewed. The transcript is spliced from 2 exons.